Molecule: messenger RNA, 2656 nt
Organism: Sebastes umbrosus (honeycomb rockfish)
Lineage: Eukaryota; Metazoa; Chordata; Actinopteri; Perciformes; Sebastidae
Product: alpha-1A adrenergic receptor-like
Exons: 5
Coding region: 250-1602 (450 amino acids)
Biological process (GO): phospholipase C-activating G protein-coupled receptor signaling pathway; cell-cell signaling; adenylate cyclase-activating adrenergic receptor signaling pathway
Cellular component (GO): membrane
Molecular function (GO): alpha1-adrenergic receptor activity
Source: RefSeq, a predicted model, not a curated record
ACCCGCUUCAGAACCCCUUCAACCCGCUUCAGAACCCUUCAACCCGCUUCAACCCGCUUCAGAACCCUUCAACCCCCUCAACCGGCUUCAGAACCCUACAACCCGCUUCAACCUGCUUCAGACCCGCUUCAGAACCCUUCAGACCCCCUUCAACCCCCUUUAACCCGCUUCAGACCCGCUUCAGAACCCUACAACCUGCUUCAACCCGCUUCAGACCCGCUACAGACCCGCUCUAGACUCAGAGGCACCAUGAGUGUGUGGUCUAACGGCUCCUCGGUGGAUCUCCUCGCCGGGACUGAGUCGCCUCCGCCGGGCUCUAACUCGUCGUCUAACCGCUCCGCCGGCUCUCUGCUCCAGCAUGACGCCGCCCCGCUGGACCUGCGCCGGGCGGUGCCGGUGGGCAUAGUGCUGGCCUCCUUCAUCCUGUUCGCCAUCGUGGGGAACAUCCUGGUCAUCCUGGCGGUGGUUUGUAACCGACACCUGCGCAGCCCGACCAACUACUUCAUCAUCAACCUGGCUAUAGCAGACCUGCUGCUGGGCACCACCGUGCUGCCGGUGUCCGCCACGCUGGAGGUUCUGGACUACUGGGUGUUUGGUCGGAUCUUCUGUGACGUCUGGGCGGCGGUGGACGUCCUGUGCUGCACGGCGUCUAUCAUGUCUCUGUGCGUCAUCUCCAUCGACCGCUACAUCGGCGUCCGCUACCCGCUGCAGUACCCGACGAUCGUCACCGAGAAGCGGGCGCUGCUCGCCAUGCUGGGCAUCUGGAUCCUCGCCACCGUCAUCUCCAUCGGCCCGCUGCUGGGCUGGAAACAGCCGCCAUCAGGGGACGACACCGUGUGUGUCAUCACCGAGGAACCGUUCUACGCCCUGUUCUCCUCGCUCGGGUCCUUCUACAUCCCUCUGGCCGUCAUCCUCGCCAUGUACUUCCGUGUCUACGUCGUGGCCAAACGCACCACCAAGAACCUGGCGGCGGGUAUGAUGAAGGAGCGUAUGGAAGACUCCAACGAGCUCACCCUGAGGAUCCACCGCAGGAGCCAGCAGGCCCAGGAGAUAGGCCCCGCCUCCUCGGCCGGACGCAGCUCGCUCACCGUCAAACUGCUCAAGUUCUCCCGAGAGAAGAAGGCCGCCAAGACGCUGGGCGUGGUGGUUGGCAUGUUCAUCCUCUGCUGGCUGCCCUUCUUCCUGGCUCUGCCCAUUGGUUCCUUCAACAGCAGUCUUCGUCCUCCUGAAACGUUCUUCAAAGUGAUCUUCUGGUUGGGAUACUUCAACAGCUGCCUGAACCCCAUCAUCUACCCCUGUUACAGCCGGGAGUUCAAACAGGCGUUCAUCCGGAUCCUUCGCUGUCGGUGGCGGCGGCGCCGUCAGGGCUGGCAGGCGUACUGUAACUACCGCGGCCAUCAGGGCUCCAACACCUCGUCCUUCCUGAACGGCAGCCAGCAGACGCUGUCCUCUGUCGGCGCCAGCCCGCGCUGCGUGGCCUCCAGGCUCCGCCCCCCGCCGGGCCCAUCCAACAGAGACAGAGACGUCCUCCCCAGGCUGGCGGGAAGGUGGCGGCCCACCCCGGUGUCCUCACUCGCCAAGGAUGCCGGGACGCCGCGAUGAUUGGUCGGCCUCGGGUGGCCACGCCCCCACCCUACCGCUGACAGGAAGUGGUUUUACAAACACGUGCCGGUGUCACCGCUGACAUCACGAGACGCUUCGUUUACUCACUCGUACAGGUGUGAUGACAGCAGCUUGAACCACCUGAUGGUUCUGAGAUCACAUGACAUCGACGUCACCUGACUGCUGAACCACUGAAGAGGAUCUGAAAUCAGUAAAUCAUCCUCAACAUUCACUGAAACCAUCUGACACGUUUCUCUCUGUAAAAUGUUUCACAAUAAGAGUUCCUCAUUUAAAAUUAAUACAAAUAAUCAUGAGAAAACGUUCUAGCUAAUUAUAGACGUUUUAUAUAUUUAGUUAUUGUUGUGUUAUUUAAUGGCGUUUAAUUAGUCUCACACAAAAACCAGGUGCACAGCAUGUGGGAGGGACGGGGACGGGGACAUUUAUUUAUUGUCAUGUAAAAAUAGUAUUUUGAUGAUUAAGAAAAACCUUUCUCGCUCGUUAGCGAGCGAGCUAACUCAAUUUAAACAGCUAAUUCCUGUUAGCUGGCUAGCUAGCUAAUGAAAGCUGAACCUAGCUUACUGGCUAAUAUUAGCGUAGCAUUUAUAAGAGCUUUAAUGUCUCUGACUGAACAUCUGUUUAGAGCUUUAAUGUCUCUGACUGAACAUCUGUUUAGAGCUUUAAUGUCUCUGACUGAACAUCUGUUUAGAGCUUUAAUAUCUCUGACUGAACAUCUGUUUAGAGCUUUAAUAUCUCUGACUGAACAUCUGUUUAGAGCUUUAAUAUCUCUGACUGAACAUCUGUUUAGAGCUUUAAUAUCUCUGACUGAACAUCUGUUUAGAGCUUUAAUAUCUCUGACUGAACAUCUGUUUAGAGCUUUAAUGUCUCUGACUGAACAUCUGUUUAGAGCUUUAAUGUCUCUGACUGAACAUCUGUUUAGAGCUUUAAUAUCUCUGACUGAACAUCUGUUUAGAGCUUUAAUGUCUCUGACUGAACAUCUGUUUAGAGCUUUAAUGUCUCUGACUGAACAUCUGUUUAGAGCUUUAAUAUCUCUGAC